CGGGCGGCCGCGCUGGGCCUCGGCUUUCUCCGAGCUGGGCCGCGCAGCGUCUGGCGGGCGGUGGCGUCGGGAUCGCAGGCGGCGGCGCUGCUGCUUGCGGGGGUGCUGGCCAGAGGCGGCGGGUGAGGCGGGUGAGGUGGGCGCCACCGGCAGGCCGGAAGGGCGCCUCAGCUCCGCCGGAGCCCGCGGAGCGGGACCCAAGACCGAGGAGGAGGCGGCUCUCCUGCUGCCUGGAGCCCGGCCCGGUGCCCGCCGGGAGGGGGCAGUGGCUGGACGUUCCCAGCCCGGAGAGGCCCCCAGAGCUCCCGGCCGCCCCCUGGGGGUGCCCUCAGCCUCCCCGGACUUACCUGCGCGGCUGCCUGGCACCCAGGAGCGGGAGCGUGGGCACGGCGUGGGCGCCUACCCCCGGUCGCCAGCGGGGCGGGGGCGGGGCCGCCCUCGGCCUCACCGGGCCGCCCAUCGCCCUCAGUCUCACCGGUCCGCCCGCUGCGCCCAGUCGCGCGGCGUGAGCUCCCUAGGGACCGCGGCUCGGGAUGCUGUCCGCCAGCGCUGCCGCUCGCGCGCCGCCCGCCACCCCUUCCCUUGACUCCUGGGCCAUGCCCCAGUGUUUACAUGCCGGUGAAGCCCCCGGCCACUCCGAACCCCUCCAAGCCCCAGCUCCCCGAGGGUGAAGCCAACCGGCCUGCGAACUGGACUGAUAGUUCAGACCAGGGCCCUCCGGACUCAGAUCCCCAUCCGCUCUGCCGCCUCAGCCACCAUCUGGGCGGGAUCCGGCUCUGGUGUUUUGAGGAGGGGGUGUGGUGUAGGGAAAGGAAUCCUGGGGAUUUCUGGCUCCCCCCCUUUUUUUGGCCUUCGGGGCUUCAGACUCAGGGAACUCGCUCAUGGCUUUUUUGAUGAAGAAGAAGAAAUUCAAAUUCCAAACCACUUUCACCCUGGAGGAGCUGACUGCGGUCCCCUUCGUGAACGGGGUCCUCUUCUGCAAGGUCCGGCUGCUGGAUGGCGGGGAUUUUGUCAGCUUGUCGUCAAGGGAGGAGGUGCAAGAGAACUGUGUGCGGUGGCGGAAGAGGUUCACCUUCGUGUGUAAGAUGAGCGCCAACCCGGCCACCGGCCUGCUGGACCCCUGCAUCUUCCGUGUGUCGGUGCGCAAGGAGCUGAAAGGCGGGAAGGCUUACUCCAAGCUGGGCUUUGCCGACUUGAACCUGGCGGAGUUUGCAGGCUCGGGCUCCACAGUGCGCUGCUGCCUGCUGGAGGGAUAUGACACGAAGAACACCCGACAGGACAACUCCAUCCUUAAGGUCACCAUUGGAAUGUUCCUGCUCUCUGGAGACCCCUGCUUCAAGACGCCGCCGUCCACUGCCAAGUCCAUCUCCAUCCCAGGCCAGGAUUCCUCCCUGCAGCUGACGUGUAAGGGUGGCGGGACCAGCAGCAGUGGCAGUGGCACCAACUCCCUGACAGGGUCCCGGCCCCCCAAGGCCCGGCCCACCAUCCUCAGCUCAGGGGUGCCAGAGGAGCCGGACCAGAACCUCUCCAGCCCCGAGGAGGUGUUCCACUCCGGCCACUCCCGCAACUCCAGCUACGCCAGCCAGCAGUCCAAGAUCUCUGGCUACAGCACCGAGCACUCGCGCUCCUCCAGCCUCUCGGACCUGACGCACCGCCGGAACACGUCCACCAGCAGCAGCGCCUCGGGCGGCCUCAGCAUAGCUGUGGAGGGUCCCGAGGGCAGCGAGCGUGAGCACCGGCCCCCCGAGAAGCCGCCGCGGCCACCCCGGCCCCCACAUCUGUCGGACCGCUCGUUUCGGAGGAAGAAGGACUCCGUGGAGAGCCACCCGACGUGGGUGGAUGACACGCGGAUUGACGCUGACGACAUCGUGGAGAAGAUCAUGCAGAGCCAGGACUUCACGGACGGCAGCAAUACUGAGGACAGCAACCUCCGGCUGUUCGUGAGCCGUGAUGGCUCCACCACCCUGAGUGGCAUCCAGCUGGCCAACAGGGUCUCCUCUGGGGUCUAUGAGCCAGUCGUGAUUGAAAGCCAUUGAGGAGCGGGCGUCCAGGCUGGAGAAGGGCCCUGCCUUCACAGGCGUCCAGACGCAAGUCAUUCCACAAGGGACCUUCCCCUUCGGAUCACCAUCCGUGCCGCAUUUCAUCUGUGCCUGCUCCGUGCACUCCAGCCCCAAAGCAUCAUUCCAUUGACCUCCCAUCAUUGCUGGGACGCUCAUGGCCCGCCAGGGCCCUGGGCACCACUGUGAAUAUUCUCCUCUGAACCACUAGAGGGCAGGACACAUGGGCCCGUGAAGCAGGUGGGCCAGACAAACAUGGCGGGGACUGCCCCUAUGGACACCCACCUGGCCCCUCAGCGAGGACAUGCAGCAACUCCUGCACAUGCAGGGAUGCCUGUGGCUGAGGGGCCUCUUGUCCUGUGUCCCUGCUCACUCCAGGAGCACUGUUCCAGCCAGUGGCCCUGGCAGGGCCUUGCUCCAUUGCUCCCUUGCCCUUGGGGGGCCAGUCCACCCCUGGAAUCCUGCCACCAUGGCCCUCGGACUGCUCAGUGCUUCAGCCGUCCCUUCCCUGUGUCCCGGGGGACCUGCUGGCGGCCUCCUCCUGGGAACCAAGACCUCAAACCCCACCCACACUCCAGAUUGAGACCCCACCUCCCCCCGCAACGAAUGUUCUCCCGCUGCCCUGGCAGCCUGCACUUUGCACACGCUUGUCUCCAGCACAGCGCCCUGGCCCUCACCUGCCCGUGCUCUGAGCCCUUCCCAAGGAUUCCUGGGCGCUGCCUGCUGUGCGGUCAGCAGCCCAGCCCUAGCAGCCCGGCUGGAACGUGGCACUGCCCCUCCCCCCUCCAGUUAGCUCCAGCUCAGUCCCGAGCCCCGUGCUGAGAAAGGUGUGAGCGUGGUCGGUGGUUCCCCUCUGCCCGGGACUGGGUCCUGAGCAGCUGGCUUCCAGUAGGAGGCCAGGGCAGGUGCCUCCCAAGCCCUUGGAGCUCUGUGGCCUGGCUGGGCUGGGCUGGGCAGGCAAAGCACCCUUUCUCUCCCCUCAGGGUCAGCUGGCCCAGGCCGGGGCUAGUGCUGGAGAGGCAGGUGGGCUGUGACUGGACUGGCCUGGAGCUGGCUUCCUGGCCAGAAAAGCCUCAGCCAUCCUCUGAAAGCAUCCCCUCUCUGGGCAAGGGCGAGGUGGGGUCCAUUAAUGGGGUUUUCCCAGCGGGGGGGCAGUCUGGCCCUGCCCCCGCCCCCGCCCCUCCCUAAAUCCUCUGCUCUCAGCACUUUCCCCGCCCUAGUCCUCGUUACUUGCUUGAAGGUGGGUUCUGACUGCCAGCCAGUCCCUGGACAGACCCCCCUGCCGCUCUUAAAUUUCACUCAUUUUGUAUAAACCCAGCAGGCUGGUGUUUACUUAGCCCUAUUCCUUUUUCCUUUUCUUUCCUCUUUUUUUCCUCUUUUUUCCUUCCUUCCUUCCUUUCUUUUUCUUUUCUUUUUUAGAGUUCACAGUUUGGUAUUUUUCUCCUCCCCCAGGCGAGGGGAGGUGGUUCUGUUCUCUCCCUACCCGCUGGCUGGGUCCCAGCAGGGCUGGGGAUCUGGGUGGGGUGCAGAUGGGGGUGUCUCCUCCCCAGGCUGGGAGGGGUCCUUGCCCUUCUGCCCCACUGGCAAGAAUUGGAGUCUUGGUCUUGGAACCUCCUGGCGUUGGGACCAGAGCAUUUCUAGGAUUUUUGUUGUUGUUGUUUUUAAUUACCUAACUUUUAGAAAAUGAAUGUUAGAAGGUGCCUGCUGAGGCAGGACGGAGCAUUUGCUCUGGCUGGAGAAGGCUCUGGUCAGCUCUGCGGGUCCCUUCCUGCCCCACAGACACCUGGCACUUUAAAAGGGAGCUGGCCGCACUGUCUCCAGUUGAAGUGACCCCCCAGAAGAUGGGGGAAUGCUGUCCUUCCCUUCUGUGUCUUCAUGACCUCAGCCCAGUGAGGAGAUGCAUUCAGGGUGUAUUUGGGGUCUGAUUCAAAGUUCUGGGGCUUUAGACAUAAAAUAGCUGGCUUUGGUGCUGUUGGGGAGAAUUCCCCAAACCAGGAACCCUAGCCCCAACCUAGGCGAGGUCUGAACUUGACAGUCACCCAGAAGGAGACAGAGCCUGCCACACCCUCCCACGCUAGGCCCUGGGCCAGGGUAAUUGGACUAACAGAAUUCGGCCACAACCAAAUUAAUGCUGGCUGGAGCCGGACGCCUGGAGUCCUGGCCUCAUCCCCACGUGGGAGCUCCUUCUUCGGCCCUCUGGUCGCCUCAAACUCAGUGAAUUCCAAUUAGGUGCCCACAGCUCUGGACUUAAAAUCCUAUAUAUAGAGAGAGAGAUAGAAAGAGUAUAUUAGAGAUAUUUUUGGAAAGGAAUUGGUCUAUGCAAUGCCAGUUUGGAAUCUUCUUGAAAGACAGUUUAACGUUUUUACUAGGAGAUUUAAAGAAAAGAAAUAAAGGUCUACAAUAUUUUUAGUUUUUUUUUUGUUUUUUUUUUUCUGGUCACCCCACAAACUGACCACAUGGCAUGAUCUGCCAGGACGGAGAAUGUCCAUGGCUUCCUCUCUUUAGGGAGGUGAGCAGGGAGAUGGGGGGAGGGGAGGUCUUUUUUUUUUUUUAACACCCCUCCUUUCUAACAGAAUGUUAUAACACCGCCACCCCCUGAUUCAGUGGGCUGUGUUUGUAUCUCUGUCCCAGCUUCUAUUGUAGAAAAUAACAUUGUAAAGGGAAAUCAACCUAGUGUCAGUGUCUUGGUUUUGGGGGGAAAAAAAUUAAAUGUUGCAGUUUUUGUUUGUUAUGGCA
This is a messenger RNA of Balaenoptera ricei (Rice's whale), 4793 nucleotides long. It is a transcript of the gene EEIG1, whose product is annotated as estrogen-induced osteoclastogenesis regulator 1. The transcript is spliced from 11 exons. Bases 882 to 2036 code for a protein of 384 amino acids. The record is from RefSeq and is a predicted model, not a curated record. Lineage: Eukaryota; Metazoa; Chordata; Mammalia; Artiodactyla; Balaenopteridae.